Exophiala xenobiotica is the source of this 2265-nucleotide messenger RNA. RefSeq lists its product as uncharacterized. The transcript is spliced from 5 exons. Bases 104 to 2014 code for a protein of 636 amino acids. NCBI's taxonomy places the organism in Eukaryota, Fungi, Ascomycota, Eurotiomycetes, Chaetothyriales, Herpotrichiellaceae. Gene Ontology annotation, biological process: retrograde transport, endosome to Golgi. The record is from RefSeq and is a predicted model, not a curated record. Gene Ontology annotation, molecular function: phosphatidylinositol binding.
GUUACUACUUAGGCUUGUAUUCACGGCGUCGUCCACUCGCUAGUACUUGAGCUGGCCUGCCUUUGUCUUUCCUCAGUCCUUGUCCGUGUCUGUGCGCGCCAUCAUGUGGCAGGACGACGAAGACAACAACCCGUACGGGUCAUACACCAACCAGGACUCCACCGGCGAGCCAACCAACCCGGCUUUGAGCAGCUCUUAUUCAAACCAACAAGUCUCCACUCCCGAUACCUCACAGUCCUCCCCUACCCAACAACAGUACUUCCCGCGACCAGAUCAUCCUAGCGACGACGAGGAAGACUACAAUGCACACCCCGAGGCAGGACAUGCGCCGCCCAAAGGUGGCUAUGACAGCAGGGUCCAGCAGAUUCUAUACGAGAAUCCGGAACUGGACAUCGUCAUAACCGAAGCAGGAAAGAGCUCAGAUGGAGGCUAUAUCGUAUACAAGAUCAGAACCGGAGACAUUGAAGUCGCCCGGAGAUAUUCAGAAUUCAGUUCUUUGCGGAACGCUCUGGUAAAUCUACAUCCUACGCUCGUCAUCCCUCCCAUUCCAGAGAAGCAUACAAUGGCAGACUACGCUGCAAAACCGACCAAGGCAAAGGAAGAUGUUGGUAUAAUCGACCAGCGGAAACGAAUGCUAGCAGUCUUUCUGAACCGGUGUCGGAGGAUGAAAGAAGUCGUAGAGGACGGCGUAUGGUGGCGGUUCCUUGACCCUAAUUCUAGCUGGAACGAAGUCUUGCAUGCACAUCCUGUGGCAUCAGUACCCAAGAAUAACUUGAAAGCUCCUCCGUUGGAUCCGGCCAACCCUACUCAAGCACAUAACUGGCUCCCUGUUCCUUCUUCAUCCGCCAAACUAAAAUCUACGGGCCCGACAUCAAGCAGCGGAACUCCAAUAUCUCCUCCAGAGCAGACGUACCCAUCAUCCGCGGCUCAUACGACACCCGGUCCGCAGGUCUUUGGCCGCUUCCCUGUUGCGUCAGACAAGCUGAGCGAGACUGAUCUGGAUCCUUACUUUAUCAACUUUGAAGCCUCAACCCGCGAACUGGAGCUCCUGCUGCAGGGCAGCAUAGAGAAGGUGAAUCGCCGAACUCUUGAGCACCUGACCAAGCUUUCUGCAGAUCUGGCCGAACUUGGGGCUCGGUACAAUGGCUUUUCACUUUCCGAGCAAUCACCAACAGUAGCAGCAGCUAUCGAAAGAGUAGGCCAGGCUGUGGACGGCACGUAUAUCUCGACAGAAGAGCUUGCUCUAGGUUUGGGGGCCACUUUUGCCGAACCAAUGCGAGAGAGCGCACAGUUUGCUGGGGUGGUGCGCAAUGUUCUAAGGUACCGAGUCCUCAAACGAGUGCAACAAGACAUGACUAGAGAUGAGCUUGAAAAGAAGCGGAGUCUGCUUGAUGCUUUGGAGCGCAGCGAAGCCGAAGCAAAGAGAAUUGACACGUACCUAUCACAAAGCACCACGCUGGCGAGUCCGCCACGACGAUCAACAUCCAAUGCUUCAGCACGCAGUCCGCCCGAACGGCACACAGGACCAGGACGGGAAGGCCAUGAGGAGACAGAGUCAGUUGACUCUGAUUUUCCACCAACUUAUGGCGACCCUGCGUCAUCGUCACCACCUUCUGCUACACAAGGUCAGCCGAAUGCUUCUGGACCUACCUCACCCACGUCACAUAGGAAGUCGCCUAGUGGGAACUUCGUGACGAACAAGAUAUUCGGCAGUUUCAGACAUGCUGUCAAUGGCUUCGUCGACGUUGACCCGGAGAAGACGAGGCGAGAUCAAAUAGGCAAGACGCGUGAAAGCAUGACACAUCUAGAGCAAGCUCUAGAGGUAUCGGAGAAAGAUGUCAAAGAUGCGACUCAAGGUGUCAUGCGAGACCUGAAGAGGUUUCAGAGGGAGAAGGAGGACGAUCUUCAAAGAUACAUGAUUUCAUAUGCGAGAUGUCACAUCGAAUGGGCUCGCAAAAAUUUGGAUUCGUGGUCCGAGGCCAGGGAUGAAGUGGAUAAGAUUGUCUCGAGAUAGGCGGGAGAGUCCAUCCGUCCAGAUCAGUCAGACUCAGGGACUGUGGCCAUGCUCUGUGGGAGGGGCUCUUUAUCUGCCCGCAGACGUUGUGUAGUCAGUCUCUCCAGGGCCGAAGACGAAGUGGAAAUACCGCGAUACUGCCACUUGCUCAGAGGCUCCAAAGCCAGCUUUGAGUGUCGAGUCUAAGCGGCAUAAUGAAUAAGUACAUAGUGCUUGUGAUGACUUCCCUAUUUGAUGUGCACUGGCUAUCG